AUGGAUAAGAUUUUGAUUCAGAGCAAUAAAACAGAUGAAAGAGACAAAUUUCUUAAAAUUUUACAAUAUGGAAGCUUGUUUUUGAAAGCUCUUUUAAAGAAUCAAGACUUAAAAGAAAGAUUUCAGGGUCUCUUUUCAGCUUCAACUUUUUCCAGAAAAAUGUUUCGUCUUUUUAAAGGAAUCCACGACAUUGAUGCCAUAAAUAAAAUUUUUCAAGACAGUUCUUUAAACAGAACAGCAAAAUUUUUGCAAAUUUUUACGAGGCUUGGCUUCUUCUUUUAUUUCUUUUUUGACAAUCUGGCAACUUUUUCAUCACUCAAAGUAAUUAAUCUCAAUACGCCAUUUUAUUCAAAAUCUGCGAUGAAAAGCUGGUUUUUUGGGUUAUUUUUUGCUUUUUUAAACAUUUUGAGAAGUCUGUGUCAUAAUUAUGUCAAUGAUUAUAAAAGCAAAAAUCCAACUCUUGGAUCACCUAAAAUUGAAUCUCAUAAUGCAGUUAUUGAGAAAAUAAGGAAAGAAAGAAAGCAAUUAUACAUAAAUCUAUUAACUCUCCCCCUAUGAGACAAAAAGAUAAUAGAAAAAUGGUAAGCCUAUCCUCUAUGAGCGAACAAAAAAUUUUUUAAUGAAAAAAAUAUUUUGAUAUAUAAGUGAUAAUUAUUAUAAUGAAAUUUCAGCUAAAUCUGUUUAAUUUAAACAGUUCAUAUAUAAGAUUAAGAAGAUUAAGAUUACGCUGGGUAUUUAAGGUCCCUACUACGUCCGAGGUCGCAUGCCACGGUUUCCCGUGUGGUGGCAGAGCGUUCACCAAGCCCGGGCCGAAACCCCCGGUUUCUCGGUAGAGGUAUUGUCAAGGGCCGUCUCAUACCGGCUUUGCUGACCACCUCCAUUUCCAACUUGGAUCGUCGCCUAAGUUUACGCCAACUCCGCUUCGUCGUCCGCCAGAUCUGCCCAUUGAAGGGCACCUUUUCAACUGGAGAGACCCCCGUUUUGGUGUCUAACUCGCCUCCCCUCUUUUCCGGUCAUCCCGAGAAAGAACUCAACAGCUUUCGCCAUUCGGGGCGAGCCACUAAAGCAGCUUAGGCAGGUAAUUCACCCUGCCUCAUUUCGGGCACUCACUGGGCUGAGCGCUGCUGGCAAAAAGAAGUCACGAAUAACUGCCCAUGGGUCUGGUCGCAAAAACAGCGGCUCUCGCGCUUAGGCCUCUCGCUUCGAGGUCCCAGACGUUGUUGGGCUAAUUCCUGGCUCCAAAACCAUGCCCGGAUAUACAUGGGUAACCACCACUGAGAGGGUGGGUCGGUCGCCAUACGCCAUUUUAUGUAUAUAAACAGUUCAUAUAUAAAGCAUAAAUUUACAAAUUAAAAUUAAUAUUUUCUUUAAAAUAUUCAAAUGGGAAUUUUUUAAUUUUGAAUAAAAAAAUAUAAAUUUUUUUAACCCCCUGUCAUCGAAUAAAUUUUUGUUUGCUAAUGGAGGAGUAAGAAUUCUAGGUGACUUAAUUCCAGCCUCUGCAUUUGGGACUAAUAUCCCUACACUUUUAUUUGGGAAAAAUUUUUCAGACUUAUGAAUUGGAAUAGGAGGUUUGGUUUCUGCAGGAAUUUCCUUAUAUCAAGCUUGGCCAUAG
Messenger RNA from Blepharisma stoltei, 1612 nucleotides. Lineage: Eukaryota; Ciliophora; Heterotrichea; Heterotrichida; Blepharismidae. The record is from the annotation of a GenBank genome assembly.